GAAUGUAUGACUGAGCCUCUCUGUUCCUGUUCUUCGUUCUUCUUCUUGAGUCAGCAGGUUAAAUAAAGUGGCUUAUUAUGCCAGGGGGGAAAACACACAGCUGCUUCAGCCUCCAGCAGUGAAAGGAUCCAUGAUGCAUGUUAACUUGCAGAACUGAACACUUAAUAGAUGCUUACAUUGAUAGUUUCAGUUCUAUAAGAUUUAACUCAGGGUGUAGUCAGGCAGUUUUUCUCACAUGCCUGCCGACAUGGUAAAUGGGAAGUUGAGAGUAAAUAUUUGAACUUAGCUCAGUAUUUGCUCACAGUUGACAUUUAGGUUGUUUUCCAAAUGUCAAAGAAGAUUUGUUUGAGUAGAAUUUGAGCUUUAUUCAUUUAAUUAACUUACUCACUUUCACAAUAUCACAUUUUAUAAAUGUGUAGUCUGAAAUUCAGACUAUAGAAUAGGAAAUAAGCAAGCACAACUUUCUGAACCAGAAAAGAAAACCAGGGCGAAAAAGCAGUGAGUUGAUUGAGGAGGAAGAUAUGUUGGCCAAGUCAAGUUCAAAAUUAAUCAAAAAAGGCUCCUACUUUGAUUUUUGAUUUUCUACAAAACACACAGUUACAAUAUAGACAGAUAACAGGUGUGUGACAAAGAGGCUGAAGGCAGAGAAGCAAGUAGAUAUGGCAGAGCUUUAGAUUUAUCUCACUAAAAAAAGGGAGAUACCGGUAUCGUCUAAUUGUUCAAAGUGAUUUCCUUUAUGUCUGUAUGUGUGUGGUUUGCUCUUCCUAGCCAGGGGAUAUUACGUGGGAUGGCGGGUGACUUCCACCGCUUGAACCGCCUGCUUCUGAACAAACUGGUAAACUUUGGUAAAUUAACUGUAAAAUGAGAUAAACAGAAAUCUUCAGCAUGCCAUUUCAUGUCUCCUUCACCUUAGAUCUUCCCUAACAUGUAGCCAAAAAGUCAUAUAGUUGAACAUAGCAGAGAAACCAAAAACAGUGUUGUGAAAGAGAUGAUUAAUUCAAAAGUUUUGUGGUAGUGACACAGUUUUAAAAGUUUUAAUGCAAUCUGGAGUCGUUUCCAAUGCGAAGAAUCUGGGUUCAUAAUUAAAUAUAGCAUGAAUUAUUCUUUCAGUACAAGCCAAUAAAAACAGCCAGUGGAUGGUGUACAGGCAGAACAGUUUUUAUGUUUUAGGCUAUAUAUGGAUGUCUUGUGAUCUUGCACAAUCUUUAACAUAAACUUUAAACACGAACCCUCAAAAGAUGUCCCACCCCUCUGUUUUUCCUUCACUUGAAGUGUGUCCUUUCUCACCUGCGUGAGACCAAACACUGCACACCGGUCAUUGUCAGGCAUGUUUUUGUUUUGUGACUUAGUCCUGCUCCCCGCAGCUGCAGAUAAAAAGAACACGUUGUUGAUGUUCGUUCGCUCACCACGACUUUAUUCCUUUUGGCUCAGGUCCUAAACAAGAUACUUCCAAGUUUUCAGGCUAAAGUAGUUUACAUAUCCCAUCGGAUGUUUAGAAAUAGUUCACGAUCACAAAAAGUGGGUGAGAUUUGCUUUGAAGAUCAAACAGAUGAACAGUUUGUGUGCCAAAAGAAACUUCAUAAGAGACGACAUUCUUGAUGUAAACCAAAUAAAUAAUUUUGCAUAUUUUUGACAAGUUAUCAAGGCUUCUUCCAUUGAAAAUCCACCAAAAAUAGGGAUGCAGUGUCUGUUUCGGAUGUGUGACAGUGAACAAAGACGUUGUAGGGAUCUUUUAUAGGCUCCUAUGAAUAUCUUACAAAGCCUUCUCUAGCAAAAUGAGCACCAGGUAAGUUAACAAUCGUUCAAGCAGCUCAUGUUAGAUAUUUAACAUCAAUAUACCAAAUGUGAAGUGUGUCCGUAUAAUGUGGAGGAUAACAGGUGCGGCUGCAGAGGUCAUGGUGUAUCAUUCUUGCAGGACAUAUUUCUGUGCUUACACGCCUCAGACGCUGCUCACUGGUUUGUUCCUCCUGAAGGAACGUGUCUUGUCAUAUUUUUGCCCUUUCCCUUCUCUCACCUUUCCCCUAGAGCGGUGGGACCUCGACCGGUGUCCCCUCUGGAAAAUUCUUGAUGCUGUAGGAUGCUGAGGAAGUGGGCACUACUCAUGUGAUGGGCAUUGCCAUCGGGUUCCUGAUCCCACCCAUCCUUGUGCCUAAUGUGGACGAUGUGAACGAGCUGGCAUACCACAUCAGAAUCAUGUUCUACAUCAGUGCCGGAGUGGCCACCCUCAUCUUUGUCCUCGUUGUCAUCGUGUUCCAGGAGAGACCAGAAAUCCCUCCCACCCAGGCCCAGGCUCAGGCCAGAAGCAUUCCUCCUGACGAAUACUCCUACACGGCUUCCAUUUUGAGGCUGCUUCGCAACAAACCUUUCAUGCUCCUGGUGGUCAGCUAUGGGCUGAACGUCGGCUGCUUCUAUGCUGUUUCCACUCUGUUGAACCGGAUGAUCAUUGAACACUAUCCUGGCGAAGAGGUGAAUGCCGGGAGAAUCGGUCUGACCAUUGUCAUCGCUGGCAUGGUGGGGUCCCUCAUAUGUGGCAUUUGGCUGGACAAGACUAAAACCUACAAACAGACCACCCUGAUCGUGUAUAUCCUCUCUCUGGUUGCGAUGCUGGUGUAUGCCUUCACCCUCAAUCAGGGUCACCUUUGGGUGGUGUUUCUCACAGCUGGACUUUUAGGUCUCUUCAUGACAGGUUACCUGCCUCUGGGCUUUGAGUUUGCAGUAGAGCUCACCUAUCCUGAAUCAGAGGGAACCUCAUCUGGACUUCUCAACUGUUCAGCCCAGAUCUUUGGAAUCAUUUUCACCAUCUCCCAAGGGAAGAUCAUUGAUAACUGGGGCACUUUAGCGGGAAACAUCUUCCUGUGUAUCUUUCUGCUAAUAGGAACAGUAUUAACAGGAUUCAUCAAGUCCGACCUCAGGCGGCAGAAGGCCAACCUACAGGCCGAGGUGCAGACAGUGAGUAAAAUGACAGCUGAUCUAGAAGAAGGAGGCGUCUCUCCUCCUGAGAUCCUGAAAGAAGGGAAGUUAUAAGGAAGGAGGUCCUGCUGGACUGAAGGGAAGACACAUACCUUCCUUCUAUCAAAGCAUCACAAGCUUGACAUCAUAUACAGAUAAAAACAAACAAACAAAAGAACUGACACAUUUCCACACAUACAUGGCCACAGAGUAAAAAAAAGCUGCUGUUAAGAGUUCAGAUCGAGCACAAUACGAACGAGCAGACCUGCUUUACAACAUGAUGUACUGUAAAGACUCUGAUUCACACUAGUAUCCCAAGUGCAACUUAGCUCAUCCAAAAUCAAGCACAAGUCAAUCAUGCACAAGAGGAAUGCACUUGAAACCUCAAAGGUUUUUACAUCCUUAUGUGAAAACAUCUUUAUUCAUUUUAGCCAAUGUGGGCAUUUUAAAUGUAUCAUCAGUGGAACGCAACUGCCACUUUAGUGACUCCAACAUUACUACUGUAACUGAACUUUUUCCUUUUAUCACUUCCCCUUCAAUUAGUGUUAAUGUAGUGUUCUAUGCAGUCUAAUGAGCAAUGUUUAAACUGUGAGUGUUUCCUAAUAAUGGACCAAUAUGGUGUCAGUAUUUACAUUGCUGAAAAGUUUUUAGAAUUUGCUAAAAACAGUGAUGUGUUUUCCUGUCGUGGCAGUCAGGGUUGCCAAACAGAAGCUCAACAAUCAUAUUAUCUCUGCCUGCCAUUCAGGAUCACGUGGGAGUAUUACUCUUGAAUACUGCUGAUUACAAAUAUGAUUGAUGCCGUGCAUCUGAGUACACUUUGGAAGGUCAGUUUUGUCCUUGAUCUCUACAAGAAUCUCGUCAGACACAGGAAGGAAGGAAGGAAGAAAUCUUAUCUGGAUCAACUGGCGAGCGGAUGAGGCAAAUAGAUCUAUUGCACAGUAAUUUUGCACAAAAAUAUGUUUUUAUAUAUAAGACUCUUAGCUUGUAAAUUUGUUACUGAGACAUGUAGUUGAUACUAUGUAACCGGUGUUUGUACAGUUUGUCUUUAACAUGUUUUACUUAAUGUCUUGUGGCUAGUCAUCUGGUGAUUUUCCUGUUUUAUAAUGAUUAUGUGAUUGUGAGAGGUGCUAGUUGUUCCUUCAGGGGCAUUUUAGGAAAAACUGAGUAUUUUUAUGACACUUAAGUAAUAAAAAA
Thunnus maccoyii (southern bluefin tuna) is the source of this 4143-nucleotide messenger RNA. RefSeq names its product FLVCR heme transporter 2a (gene flvcr2a). The coding region runs from base 2107 to 3024 and encodes 305 amino acids. Gene Ontology annotation, molecular function: heme binding; heme transmembrane transporter activity. NCBI's taxonomy places the organism in Eukaryota, Metazoa, Chordata, Actinopteri, Scombriformes, Scombridae. Gene Ontology annotation, biological process: transmembrane transport; heme export. Gene Ontology annotation, cellular component: membrane. The transcript is spliced from 10 exons. The record is from RefSeq and is a predicted model, not a curated record.